Messenger RNA from Dicentrarchus labrax (European seabass), 2428 nucleotides. RefSeq names its product dystrotelin (gene dytn). NCBI's taxonomy places the organism in Eukaryota, Metazoa, Chordata, Actinopteri, Moronidae. The coding region runs from base 102 to 2084 and encodes 660 amino acids. The record is from RefSeq and is a predicted model, not a curated record. Gene Ontology annotation, biological process: synaptic signaling. Gene Ontology annotation, cellular component: plasma membrane. Gene Ontology annotation, molecular function: zinc ion binding. The transcript is spliced from 16 exons.
UCGAAAACACAGUAAACACAAACUGCAACCAUGAACCAAGAAAUCAGUAAGAUUCAGCCCAUCUCCUGGCAGAGGUCAAAGACCUCAGCUCAGUGACAGUGAUGUCAGCACUCUGCCUGCUGCUGAUUGGUCCGCAGACAGCAGUUUGUGUUUUUAGACCGACGUCACCCGAAAUCAUCAUGGAUCUGGACAGCAUCGAAGGACUCAAUGAAAUCCGUCCAUCCGUCUACAGAGUGUCCAUGAAGCUUGUGUCUGUGCAGAAACUCUGUCACAUGGACGUCGUGUCCAUUCGACACAUCACAGCGGCCCUCCGCUCCCUGGUGGGCGGGGCUAAACUGUGUCACGAAGUGGGGCUUAACAGAGAGGAAGUGACCCAGAUUGUGAACAGGAUGUACCACAAUGUGUCACAGGAAGUGCCAGGUCAUGUGACUGUGGAGGCUCCAGAGGAGACGUGCAGUCUGCUGUUCAGACUGUACGACAGGACUCAGGCUGGUUGUGUUUCAGCUGCUUCUCUUCAAACUGCUCUGAUUGCUCUGUGUGCUGAAACGCUGCUGCUCAAAUACAGAGCUCUGGUGGCUGUCUACAGUUCAGGAUCAGUCAGCAGGUCUGGACUCAGGUUUUUACUGCAGGACCUCAGCCAGGUUCCUGCGGCGGUUCAGGAAGAAGGUGUGUUCGGUGGCAUAGAGGCAGCGGUGAAGUCGUGUUUUAACGGGGUGUUGACCCCGACGGCGAGUGAACAACAUGUGUUAUCAUGGCUGCAGAGUGAGCCACGCUUGUUGCUGUGGUUACCCACUCUGUAUCGCCUGUGCAUCAGUCAGAACGUCAGUCACAGCGUCCGCUGCCACACCUGCAAGACCUUCCCCAUCACCGGACUCAGGUAUCGCUGUAUGAAGUGUGUGAACGUCCACGUGUGUCAGAGCUGCUUCCUGACCGACAGACAGACGAGAAAACACAAAACUCACCAUCCAGUGCUUGAAUUCUGCACACAGCCCACCUGGAGAGAGUCUUUGUCCUCGUUAGUGCACAGCACUCGUAAUGCCCUGUUGCCACGGCGAUACACACGGAGAGAGGUUGACAGGAUGUGGGCGGAGCCAGGAGAGAGUCAGAACAGUGCUCCGCCUCCCUCGGAUCCCUCAGCACAAUUGGCUGCCUCAGCUGUCAGUCACAGUCCCACCUCCAACAGAGAUGUUUCCCAUGAUGCCUCAGUGCAACCGCCCUGCUCGUUUUCCUCUAAAGCUCUGCAGACUGACGAGGAGACACCAGCUCAGCAGGUGAAGGCGUCGGCUCUGCUCACUGAAGUCAGAAACCUGCAGAGAGACAAAUGGCUGUUGGAGCAGCAGCUGCAGGCGUGGCGGCUCACCGUCCAAUCAGAGCAGGGCAUCCUGGAGGACAGGUGUUCUGAGAUGGAAGUUACCAUGGAAACGCUGCGAGAACACAACCUCAGUCUGCAGGGAAUGCUCACACAGGCUCUGAACAAGAUGGAGGCUCAACAACACGCCAACAACACACAACAAAGCAGCGUCAGUAAGAACAUGGAGAACACUGAGAACGUGGAGAACACUGAGAACGUGGAGAACACUGAGAAAGUGGAGAACACUGAGAACAUGGAGAACACUGAGAGAGAAAACGGUUUGCCAACUUCUGAUGCAGAUAGAAAUACAGAAGAUGAGGAGGAGGUGGUGCUGAUGACAGAGGACGAGUGGAGCGAGGAAGAACAACAAACUCCAUCUCCCACAAUGCACCAGGACCUACCUCCGUCAUGUGACAUCCACUGUGAAGGGGGGGUGUUGGCCAGUGACAGCUUUUGCUGUCGUCCAAUCAGACAGCAGGAUGGCCCAGAGGAGGCGGAGCAACAGGAAGAAGACGCCUGUCUGUGUGAAGAAAAGGAUUGUGGGAUAUGUAGUCCAGCGGAGCUGCUGCAGGAGACUGUGGAGAGACUGAAGACUGCGACAGACAGGUGGACAGAGAGACAGACAGUUUCAGGUGAGAGGAAGAGGGCGGAGCUUCUGGAGGCUGCAGACCAGGUGGGGGACUCGAUACACCACCUGGUGGAUGCUGUGAGAACAAACAGUGACACACGCUGAAGAUCAGGUUAUAAAAGUUGUUUAUUCAACAUGAACUCACCCAUAAUUAGAUAAACAAAGUGUAAAGAUAUAAAAAGAUAUUAACAACAAACAGCAACUGAACAAAAGGUACCAGAGGCUGCUUCACCUGACAGACAGGUGUGUUAUGGAAACAUACAGCUGCCAACAUUAUAAUAACAUUAUUUCACUUUCAUUCGUGUGCAUGUUUAAAUUUAAUUCUCAUGAUUUAUAAUAUUUAAAAACAAAUGUUUAUUUUCUUGAUGUAUUAAAAUGUUUAAAUCAAAAGUCAUCAAAAAUUAUUAAAAUUGUUUAUGCUGCAGCACAAAAUAAAUCUUUUAAUGAUU